Molecule: messenger RNA, 4586 nt
Organism: Urocitellus parryii (Arctic ground squirrel)
Lineage: Eukaryota; Metazoa; Chordata; Mammalia; Rodentia; Sciuridae
Gene: Daam1
Product: dishevelled associated activator of morphogenesis 1
Biological process (GO): actin cytoskeleton organization
Cellular component (GO): stress fiber
Molecular function (GO): actin binding; small GTPase binding
Source: RefSeq, a predicted model, not a curated record
GGAAACUGUUUAACCGGAUCCCAUUGUAUCCGGAGCACAGAGCCGUCUUUCCAGCAUGCAGGGGCUGCUCAGAGUUUAGUCAUAUCCAGAAAGAGCACAGAGUUUAGCCAUGGCUCCCAGGAAGAGAAGUGGACGGGGGAUUUCAUUCAUCUUUUGCUGUUUCCGAAAUAAUGACCACCCAGAAAUCACGUAUCGACUGCGAAAUGAUAGCAAUUUUGCGCUUCAGACCAUGGAGCCAGCAUUGCCCAUGCCCCCUGUGGAGGAGCUGGAUGUCAUGUUCAGCGAACUUGUGGAUGAACUUGACCUCACAGACAAACACAGGGAAGCCAUGUUUGCACUUCCAGCUGAGAAAAAGUGGCAAAUAUACUGUAGCAAGAAAAAGGACCAGGAAGAAAACAAGGGAGCUACAAGUUGGCCUGAAUUCUACAUUGAUCAGCUCAAUUCCAUGGCUGCUAGAAAAUCCCUGCUGGCUUUAGAGAAGGAAGAAGAAGAAGAGAGAAGUAAAACUAUAGAAAGCUUAAAGACAGCACUAAGGACAAAACCAAUGAGGUUUGUAACCAGAUUCAUCGACUUGGAUGGCUUGUCAUGUAUUCUCAACUUUCUAAAGACCAUGGACUAUGAGACCUCUGAGUCUCGAAUACAUACCUCUCUCAUUGGAUGUAUAAAGGCACUAAUGAACAACUCUCAAGGUCGGGCUCACGUCCUGGCUCACUCUGAGAGUAUUAAUGUAAUUGCUCAGAGUCUGAGCACAGAGAACAUUAAGACAAAGGUGGCCGUGCUGGAAAUCUUGGGCGCCGUGUGCCUGGUUCCUGGGGGCCAYAAGAAGGUUCUACAGGCCAUGCUGCACUACCAGAAGUAUGCCAGCGAGAGGACCCGCUUUCAGACCUUAAUUAAUGACUUGGAUAAAAGCACCGGGCGGUAUCGGGAUGAAGUGAGUCUCAAGACUGCCAUCAUGUCCUUCAUUAACGCAGUGCUAAGCCAAGGCGCAGGAGUGGAGAGUUUGGACUUUAGACUUCAUCUUCGCUAUGAAUUUCUGAUGUUAGGAAUUCAACCUGUAAUAGAUAAAUUAAGGGAACAUGAAAAUUCAACAUUAGAUAGGCAUUUAGACUUUUUCGAAAUGCUCCGAAAUGAAGAUGAACUAGAAUUUGCCAAAAGAUUUGAACUGGUUCACAUAGACACAAAAAGUGCAACUCAGAUGUUUGAGCUGACCAGGAAGAGGCUGACUCACAGUGAAGCUUACCCUCACUUCAUGUCCAUCCUUCACCACUGCCUCCAGAUGCCUUACAAGAGGAGUGGUAACACUGUUCAGUACUGGCUACUGCUGGACAGAAUCAUACAGCAGAUAGUAAUCCAAAAUGACAAAGGACAGGACCCCGACUCCACACCUCUGGAAAACUUUAAUAUUAAGAAUGUCGUACGAAUGUUGGUUAAUGAAAAUGAAGUUAAGCAGUGGAAAGAACAAGCAGAAAAAAUGAGAAAAGAGCACAAUGAACUGCAACAGAAAUUGGAAAAGAAAGAGAGAGAAUGUGAUGCUAAGACCCAAGAGAAGGAAGAAAUGAUGCAGACCUUAAAUAAAAUGAAAGAGAAACUUGAAAAGGAGACUACUGAGCAUAAGCAAGUCAAGCAGCAGGUGGCGGACCUCACAGCACAGCUCCAUGAGCUCAGCAGGAGGGCCGUCUGUGCUUCAGUCCCAGGAGGACCCUCGCCUGGAGCACCAGGGGGGCCCUUUCCUUCCUCAGUGCCUGGGUCCCUCCUUCCUCCCCCACCACCCCCACCCCUGCCUGGAGUGCUACCUCCUCCACCACCUCCCCUCCCCCCAGGAGGCCCUCCCCCUCCCCCAGGGCCACCUCCUUUAGGGGGAGUCUUGCCACCUCCUGGUGCGCCAAUGGGACUGGCACUCAAGAAGAAAAACAUUCCUCAGCCUACAAAUGCCCUGAAGUCCUUCAACUGGUUGAAGCUGCCUGAGAACAAACUGGAAGGAACGGUAUGGACCGAAAUUGAUGACACAAAAGUCUUCAAGAUUCUAGAUCUCGAAGACCUGGAAAGAACUUUCUCUGCCUAUCAAAGACAGCAGAAAGAAACAGAUGCCACCGAUGACACACUGAGUUCCAAAAUGAAAGUCAAAGAGCUUUCAGUGAUUGAUGGUCGGAGGGCUCAGAAUUGCAACAUCCUGCUGUCAAGGUUGAAAUUAUCCAAUGAUGAAAUCAAACGGGCAAUUCUAACAAUGGAUGAACAAGAAGAUCUGCCCAAGGACAUGUUGGAACAGCUUUUGAAAUUUGUUCCUGAAAAAAGUGAUAUUGACCUGUUGGAGGAACAUAAGCAUGAAUUGGAUCGGAUGGCCAAGGCUGAUCGAUUUCUGUUUGAGAUGAGCCGAAUCAAUCAUUACCAGCAAAGACUACAAUCGCUGUACUUCAAAAAGAAGUUUGCAGAGCGCGUGGCAGAAGUGAAACCCAAAGUAGAAGCAAUUCGUUCUGGCUCAGAAGAAGUAUUCAGGAGUGGCGCCCUCAAGCAGUUGCUGGAGGUGGUUUUGGCAUUUGGAAAUUACAUGAAUAAAGGCCAAAGAGGCAAUGCCUAUGGAUUCAAGAUUUCCAGCCUCAACAAGAUUGCUGACACAAAAUCCAGUAUUGACAAGAACAUUACCCUUUUGCACUAUCUAAUAACUAUUGUGGAAAAUAAAUACCCCAAGGUUCUCAAUCUAAAUGAAGAAUUGCGGGAUAUUCCUCAAGCGGCAAAAGUAAACAUGACUGAGCUGGACAAGGAAAUAAGUACCUUGAGAAGUGGCUUGAAAGCAGUGGAGACAGAACUGGAAUAUCAGAAGUCUCAGCCCUCGCAGCCUGGAGAUAAGUUUGUUUCCGUUGUCAGCCAGUUCAUCACCUUAGCCAGCUUCAGCUUCUCCGAUGUUGAAGAUCUUCUAGCAGAAGCUAAAGACCUGUUCACCAAAGCAGUGAAGCACUUUGGGGAAGAGGCUGGCAAAAUACAGCCGGAUGAGUUCUUCGGCAUUUUUGAUCAGUUCCUUCAAGCUGUGUCAGAAGCGAAGCAAGAGAAUGAGAACAUGAGAAAGAGGAAGGAGGAGGAAGAGCGGCGAGCUCGMAUGGAGGCACAGCUCAAAGAACAAAGGGAAAGGGAGCGGAAAAUAAGAAAAGCUAAAGAGAAUAGCGAGGAAAGCGGAGAGUUUGAUGACCUCGUUUCAGCUUUACGCUCAGGAGAAGUGUUUGACAAAGACCUUUCUAAACUAAAACGGAAUCGCAAACGCAUUUCCAACCAGGUGACAGACAGCAGCCGAGAGAGACCGGUCACAAAACUUAAUUUUUAAUUUUCCUCAAGUACUUUUCUAAAAAGCUCAGUAGCAGCCCUUUGAAGUGACUAGACCGUUCCAUUACACUGCCUUGCAAUCCAAACAGUGGCAAUUUCCUCCUUCAUCUGUGAGUGUGUGUGGAUGUGUGUGUAUGUAAAUGUAUGUGUAUAUGUAUAUUAAAAAUGUAUAUAGAAGUCUGAGUGUCRUCUGGAGACCUCUAUGUAUGGAUAAAAAUUUUCUGUUAACAUUCGUGCUCAGAAACCCUUUGCAUAUGCAUUCAUAUUGAGUGUGGCUCAUUUUCUUUCCCUGAACACCGUAACUGUUCAGAAGCACAAAACUAUCUCCUAAAAGAGAUGACAGACAUUCCCUAGUAUAAAAAAAAGAAAAAAGAAAAAAAAAAAAAGCUUGUGAAAUAUUUUCCAGUUUCCAAGCUUGCUAUACUUUAAAAUUAUUUUCAUUGGUGAAAAUGGAGUUGGAAGAAUAUAGAUUUAAAAUGGUUUUUGAUAGUUGACAAUGUGGUGUUCCAGCAUCACAUCAGUAAUUGAUGGGAUCAGCUUAAAAUUCCUGAUGUUGAUUUGGGGAUACAGUCUGUAAAUGUUUAUCAAGAACAUCUUGCACACAAUUUGUAUUAUGUAGAAUGUCAAUCAAAAUUCUUUUGUAUAUUUAAAGCUUAAACAUCAGUUUCUCCCCCAAUUUCAUCAAGUUUUCUGCCAAGUGCUCUUGAUGAUUUCUUUAAAUUGCUUUUGGGUAAAAAAAACAAAACAAAACAAAAAAAAAAAACAAAAAACAAGCAGUAUCUAAAUGCAAUCCAUGCCCUUGUUAAUGAACAAGAUUGCCAGAAUGUACCUGUUGUUCUAACAAUAUAGAUAUAUAAAUCUUAGAAAUUUCCACCCAAGACUUAAAGGAAGAAUUCUCUGAAAGGAUAAAGAUUUUUUUAAAAAAAAWUUUUAAUGGGGUGCCUUUUUUUUUUGUCUUUUCUAUUUCUGUUUUGUAGGACAACCUGCAUCUUCUGUAAAUAUAGGUCUGGACUAAAGGACACUUAGAGUGUCACAAAAUAUCAACAUCAGUAGAGAUUCCCAGAUCUAUUUAUCUCUGAGUAUAUUUAAAGUGGUUUGCUGUUAUAUGUUGUCAUUUUAAAUUGUGUGUCAGUAAAGCUACCUGUAAAAUUUCAGUCCAAAAAAAUAAAGCUCUCAGGGAGAAAUGAAUAAAAACAAUGAACAUUAGAAAAUAAAAUAUAGAUGCUUACCAUUAACCUACCAACUUUCAAUAUCCUUAAAUUAUAUGAUAUAUA